GUGACAGAGAAGAAACUGAUGACGAGGAUGACGUCGAGAACAACAAAUCAGACGAAAAACAGGAAGAUGAAAAUAAUAGUUCAAGUGAUGAGUCAAGGCAGCAACACUCUAGAUAUCGAGCACAUAAUAGGAACAAUAACAAAACAAAAAACUCUCGGAGUAACUCGUUUGUUGGUACAGCUCAGUAUGUAUCACCAGAGAUGAUAACAUGUGCAAGAUGUUUCACAAGCUCAGAUUUAUGGGCUUAUGGUUGUAUUAUAUAUCAAAUGUUGGUAGGAAGUCCACCAUUCAAUGACGCAACUGACUAUCUCAUCUUUCACAAGAUACUUGCCCUCAAUCUUACUUUUCCAGAUGAUAAAAUUUAUCCAGAGGCCGAAGAUUUGAUAAAAUCAUUACUUACCCUGGAUCCCUGUUCCCGUUUAGGUGCUUCAGAUGAUUUUACUUUGGGCUCAUAUCCAUCAAUUCGGUCUCACCCUUUUUUCACUGAAAUUUCACAACCAGCUAAAAUCACAGUAUCAACCUCACCAUUGUCAUCAUCUUCAUCCUCAUCAAAGUCACCAUCAUCUAACCUUCCUGGGCCUAGUUUUUUUAAUCCAGCCAAUCAAUAUCCGCAAACAAGAUGGUCAACCUUACAUCUAGAACGACCUCCACUAUUAGAUUUUCUUAAUAAAGAGGAUUACGAUUUAGAGUCUAGAAUAUCUUGCCUCAAUUAUGACGAUAUUGAACCAGGCCUAGAUGAAGGUCUCUUACUAGGCCUUGGUCUAUCAGACUAUCCAAAGAAGAGCGAAUCACCUUUUGAAAAGGUUGACUCAACAACCUCCUCUUCAACCUCACCUCCACCAACACAAAGGACUGGUUACAAUAAUAUAUCAAGUAAUAGUAGAGGAGGAAUUAACUUUAAUUCAAGGUUUUGUAAAAAUAGCUCAUCACACAAGGAGAAUUCUCGAUCCAAUAAUAAUCCAGAGCGAAGCAAGAAGAAAGGAUUGUUUUCUAAAUUAUUUAAACAUUGAGAUUAAACAAUGUUUUGGCAUUUUGAAAAUUUUAAUUAAUCAGUUGAGGAUAAGUGUGCUAAAUAAACUGCUAUUGUAAAGCAACCAUUUUAGUAAAUAUUGUAUCAAUCUUACGUUUAAUUUAAAACCAAUUCAUGAAUUAAAGCAAUGAAACUGAACAUUUAAAAAA
Molecule: messenger RNA, 1179 nt
Organism: Tetranychus urticae (two-spotted spider mite)
Lineage: Eukaryota; Metazoa; Arthropoda; Arachnida; Trombidiformes; Tetranychidae
Source: RefSeq, a predicted model, not a curated record